Peromyscus eremicus (cactus mouse) is the source of this 2370-nucleotide messenger RNA. RefSeq names its product fibrinogen alpha chain (gene Fga). Gene Ontology annotation, cellular component: fibrinogen complex. Gene Ontology annotation, biological process: positive regulation of peptide hormone secretion; positive regulation of heterotypic cell-cell adhesion; negative regulation of endothelial cell apoptotic process. Lineage: Eukaryota; Metazoa; Chordata; Mammalia; Rodentia; Cricetidae. The transcript is spliced from 6 exons. Gene Ontology annotation, molecular function: extracellular matrix structural constituent; signaling receptor binding. The record is from RefSeq and is a predicted model, not a curated record. Bases 1 to 2370 code for a protein of 789 amino acids.
AUGCUUUCCCUGAAGGUCGCUUGCCUUAUCCUGAGUGUGGCCAGCACAGUCUGGACCUCAGACACCGAUGGCGGCGAAUUUUUAGCGGAAGGAGCACAGGGGCGUGGCCCAAGAGUUAUGGAGAAACAGCCCAGUCACUGCAAAGAGGCAGACUGGCCCUUCUGCUCUGAUGAUGACUGGAACCACAAGUGCCCGUCCGGCUGCAGGAUGAAAGGGCUGAUUGAUGAGGUCAAUCAAGAUUUUACCAGUAGAAUAAACAAGCUCAAAAACUCACUAUUUGAUUUUCAAAAGAACAACAAGGAUUCUAAUUCGCUGACCAGGAAUAUUAUGGAGUAUUUGAGAGGGGACUUCGCCAAUGCCAACAACUUUGAUAACACAUAUGGCCAAGUGUCAGAAGAUCUGAGACGCAGAAUUGAGAUCCUGAAGCGCAAAGUCGUAGAAAAAGCACAACAAAUUCAAGUUCUGCAGAGCAAUGUCAGGGCUCAGUUGAUAGACAUGAAACGCCUGGAGGUGGACAUCGAUAUCAAGAUCCGCUCUUGCAAAGGGUCCUGCAGCAGGGGUGUGGCCCGUGAGAUAGAUCUACGGGACUAUGAAGGUCAGCAGAAGCAGCUUGAACAGGUCAUUGCUAAAGACUUGCUUCCUGCAGAAGACAGGCAGUACUUGCCAGCAAUAAAAAUGGUUCCAGUUCCCGACUUGGUUCCCGGAAACUACAAGAGCCAGCUUCAGGAGGCCCCUCCAGAGUGGAAGGCAUUAACAGAAAUGCGGCAGAUGAGAAUGGAGCUGGAGAGGCCCGGGAAGGGUGGGAAUUCACGAGGAGAUGCGCGCGGGGAUUCUCCAGGAGGCUCUGCAACAUAUGGAACAGGGACAGAGGCAGAAAACUCCAGGAACCCUGGAUCUGGUGGAUCUGGGUAUUGGCGUCCUGGGAGCUCCGGGCCUGGAAGUGAUGGGAAUCGGAACCCCGGCACCAUGGGGUCUGAUGGACAUGGGGGUCCUGGAAGCUCUAGACCUGGAGGGUUUAGGCCAACUCCCUCAGUCUCUGGGAACCCCAGGCCUAGCAACCGUGACUGGGGUGAUUUUUCAGAAUCCACAGGAAGUAGCAGCCCAGCAAUAAAGGAAGAAUAUCACACAGGUAAAGUGACCACCUCUAAAGGAGACAAAGAGCUCCUGAUUGGAAAUGAGAAAGUCACCUCUACUGGCACAAGUACCGUACACCGUUCAUGCUCUAAAACCAUUACCAAGACUGUUACGGGUUCUGAUGGUCGCCGAGAAGUGGUCAAGGAAGUGGUCACCUCGGAUGAUGGCUCUGACUGUGGUGAUGCUGUUGAAUCAGGCUUGCUCCAGAGUUUUGGGGGCAGGUUUGACAGAUUUGCCCAAAGGUUCCCCGACCAAGCUGCUUUUUUUGACCAUCACUUGGAUUCACUCUCAUCGGACUACAAAGAAUAUGUCAGUAAGACCCAGGUUACAGGCCCUGAUUCUUCAGACAUAGCAGACUCACGCUUCCAUGUGCCUGACUUUCCUUCCAGUAGUAAAACCUCAACUGUCAGAAAACAAGUCACCUCUAAGACCUUCAAAAUGGCAGAUGAGGCAGGAAGUGAAACCCACCAUGAAGGAGAAACUCGGACUACCAAGAGGGGCCGUGCCAAAUCGCGUGCAUCCAGAGACUGUGAUGAUGUCCUCCAAACACAUCCUUCAGGUGCCCAAAGUGGCAUUUUCAGUAUCAAGCUUCCUGGAUCCAGUAAGAUUUUUUCUGUUUAUUGCGAUCAAGAGACCAGUUUGGGAGGAUGGCUUUUGAUCCAGCAAAGAAUGGAUGGAUCACUGAAUUUUAACCGGACCUGGCAAGACUACAAGAGAGGUUUUGGCAGCCUGAAUGACAAGGGGGAAGGAGAAUUCUGGCUAGGCAAUGACUACCUCCACUUACUCACUCUGAGGGCCUCUGUCCUCAGGAUUGAAUUAGAGGACUGGGCUGGGAAACAGGCUUAUGCAGAGUACCACUUCCGGGUAGGCUCUGAGGCUCAGGGCUAUGCUCUGCAGGUCUCCUCCUACCAUGGCACGGCUGGAGAUGCUCUGAUGGAAGGUUCUGUGGAGGAGGGGGCAGAAUACACCUCACACAACAACAUGCAGUUCAGUACCUUUGACAGGGAUGCGGACCAAUGGGAAGAGAGCUGUGCGGAGGUCUACGGGGGAGGCUGGUGGUAUAACAGCUGUCAGGCUGCCAACCUCAAUGGCAUUUACUACCCUGGGGGCACCUAUGACCCCAGGAACAACAGCCCCUAUGAGAUAGAGAACGGGGUGGUCUGGAUUCCCUUCAGAGGAGCAGAUUAUUCCCUCAGGGCUGUUCGGAUGAAAAUCAGACCGCUGGUGGAGCAGUAG